AUGCAUGAAUGUGAUAAGGCCUGUGUUGGUUGUAUGGGUGGAGGACCUGCCCGCUGUAGGAAAUGUGCUUCUGGUUACAGAUCAUCAGGCAUGAGAUGCAUAGAUAUAGACGAGUGCGCUGAGGAGGUGUUGGCCUGUCCUAGGGUCAGUAUGUUCUGUGUAGAUCCAGAGGGCUCUUUUCACUGUCACUGUGCAGUGGGUUACACAUGCAGAGGCGACACCUGUGAGAGGAGCCAGACAACAGGUGAAAAGGGUAUUUUUGAUGACAUUCAGGAGGAUGAAAUUGAGGUUCUGCAACAGAUGUUCUUCGGUGUUGUGCUGUGUGCAUUGGCCACAUUGGCGGCUAAAGGGGACUUGGUGUUCACCUCCAUCUUUAUGGGGGCAGUGGCAGCUAUGGCUGGAUACUGGCUAUCUGAUAAAAGCGAUCGAGUGAUAGAUUCCAUCUUGAAGGGGAGAUAA
Molecule: messenger RNA, 459 nt
Organism: Sinocyclocheilus grahami
Lineage: Eukaryota; Metazoa; Chordata; Actinopteri; Cypriniformes; Cyprinidae
Product: cysteine-rich with EGF-like domain protein 1
Exons: 4
Coding region: 1-459 (152 amino acids)
Molecular function (GO): calcium ion binding
Source: RefSeq, a predicted model, not a curated record